Messenger RNA from Thamnophis sirtalis, 1529 nucleotides. The record is from RefSeq and is a predicted model, not a curated record. NCBI's taxonomy places the organism in Eukaryota, Metazoa, Chordata, Lepidosauria, Squamata, Natricidae.
CCGCUUUUAAAAAAAAGAAAUAUGAGGAUGAAAUAAUGUUGACAUGCCUUGAAUUAUUAAGUAUCCCCUGGAUUUUAUUAGCACAUGAUGCCUAAAUGCUGCCUGUAUCUGGUGGGGUCUUAACCGGGAGUGCAGAGGAGCGGCACACACAGCGGCACAGGGAGCGGCCGGCAGCUCUGACAGCUGGGCUUGUGCAGAUAAGCAAAGGAAGCACCAGAAGAUUACUAGUGAGACAAGAGGAAAGCUGCGUUCAGAAGCUUCUGAGAGCCUGGGGCCCCGAUUCCCCAGUCCUCCUCCUCCUCCUCCCUGUUUGGGUUUACUAAUUUAGGGGCGUCCUGCAGCAGCCAGGGGUAAGCGGCCGGUGCGGGGCACCUCAGGCUUCCACUGCCUCCCCUCACUGGGGAGGUAGUGUGCUGCCUGGUGCCUCGGCACAGAUGCCGAUUGAGAUUGUCUGCAAAAUCAAAUUUGCAGAGGAGGAUGAGAAGCAGGCGGCGAAAGAGGAAGGGGACAAGGAGAGCUUGCUAGAGGAGCCUAGCCGGCCACACCAUCGUGAUCUGGCCGCCUUUGCUGGCACCAGCACCCUGCACGGCCUGGCUCAUAUUUGCCGCUCAGGGCAACUGGGGGUCCGGCAGGCCCUCUGGGCACUUGCAUUUGUGGCCUCUUUGGCCUUUUUCUUGUAUCAGGCAGCUCGGUCUGCACUCUUCUACCUGGAGCAUCCACAUGUCACUACCAUGGGUGAGGAAGCUACCCAAAAGAUGGUCUUCCCAGCCGUCACCAUUUGCAACAUCAACCGUUUCCGUCAUUCGGCACUUACAGACGCCGAUAUCUUUCACCUAGCCAACAUGACUGGAUUGCCACCCAAGGACCGUGAUGGACACAAGGCCUCUGACCUGCUCUACCCUGACCCAGACAUGGCUGACAUUGUCAACCGCACUGGGCAUCAACUUGAUGACAUGCUGAAGAACUGCAGCUUUAGUGGUGAGAAUUGCUCUGCAGAAAACUUCACAGUGGUCUACACCCGCUAUGGAAAAUGCUACACAUUCAAUGGUGACAGAAACAAAGCACGGAUGACUCGCCAGAGUGGGAUGGGGAAUGGGCUGGAGAUCAUGUUGGACAUCCAACAGGAGGAAUACCUGCCCAUCUGGAGAGAAACCAAUGAGACAUCAUUUGAAGCUGGAAUCCGGGUACAGAUCCACAGUCAGGAUGAGCCACCCUACAUUCAUCAGUUGGGAUUUGGAGUCUCCCCUGGUUUCCAGACCUUUGUUUCCUGCCAGGAGCAGCGGAUACAGCCGUUGAAGAUUUCCAGGAACGCUGUAUCUGUCCCAUGCCAUGUAAUUUGACGCGCUACGGCAAGGAGAUUUCCAUGGUACGCAUUCCCAACAAGGGCUCAGCCCGGUACCUUGCUCGCAAAUACAACCGCAAUGAGACCUAUAUCCGGGAGAACUUCUUGGUGCUGGAUAUCUUCUUUGAGGCACUGAAUUAUGAGGCGAUUGAACAGAAGAAGGCAUACAACCUGGCAGGGCUUCUGG